Phyllotreta striolata is the source of this 840-nucleotide messenger RNA. The record is from the annotation of a GenBank genome assembly. NCBI's taxonomy places the organism in Eukaryota, Metazoa, Arthropoda, Insecta, Coleoptera, Chrysomelidae.
GGAAACUGUAAAAUAAAACUACCAUAACCUCGAAAUAUUUAUCAACAAACCGACAUGAGUAAGAAUAAAGAAUUAAUUUCUAAAAUAGGUCUCAGAUUAGACGGUAGAAGGGCGAACGAAUUGCGAAGGAUACGUUGUAAAUUAGGCGUAUUUACCGAACCCGAUGGAAGCGCCUACAUCGAACAAGGUCUAACGAAAGUUCUAGCAGCAGUGUACGGACCUCAUGAAGUGAGAGGCGGUCGCUCUAAAGCGCAACACAACAGCGCCAUUAUAAAUUGCCAAUUCAGUAUGGCCGUGUUUUCUACAACGGAACGUAAAAAGAGACCGAGAGGAGAUCGAAAGAGCACCGAACUCUCCAUGCACCUACAACAAGCCUUGGAGGCCGCCAUAAAAAGCGAACUUUACCCAUUUUGCCAAAUAGACGUAUAUGUUGAAGUAUUGCACGCAGACGGAGGCAUUUAUCCGGCGUGCGUUAAUGCGGCUACGUUAGCUCUAAUAGACGCCGGAAUACCUUUAAAAGAAUACGUGUGUGCCUGUACAGCCAGUUUGGCCAACAACGAUAUACCGAUGUUGGAUAUAUCGCAUCAAGAGGAAGUUUUAGGGGGUCCUACGCUGACGGUGGCUGCUUUACCUAUGUCGGGGAAGAUCGUACUUAUGGAAAUGUCUCAAAGGUUUCAUCUAGAUCAUUUGGAUAAAGUAUUGGAGAAGGCUUUGCAAGGCUGCAAAGACAUCAAAGAGAUUUUAGAUAAUGCGGUUAGGCUACACGUAACGGAUAUCGGAAGCUCGACGGGAUGGGCCAAUACCAAACACUGAAAAUCCAAUAUUAAUUGUAUAUAUUUU